Molecule: messenger RNA, 2479 nt
Organism: Vespa mandarinia (Asian giant hornet)
Lineage: Eukaryota; Metazoa; Arthropoda; Insecta; Hymenoptera; Vespidae
Product: putative ubiquitin carboxyl-terminal hydrolase MINDY-4
Biological process (GO): protein K48-linked deubiquitination
Molecular function (GO): cysteine-type deubiquitinase activity; K48-linked deubiquitinase activity
Source: RefSeq, a predicted model, not a curated record
UAAUAAAAGAGUGAUCUUUAAUUUUAUUUUCUCUGGAGAAUUUCUCGAUAAAUUUCAACGAUAUAGAAAACAAUAAGUUAAAAAGUCACGAAAGUGGAAAUAAAUAUAUCUCAAAGUUAAGAUCUUCCAUGGAUAACAUGGAUUUAGAUUUCAAUAGUUAGUUCUAUAGUAGCUACACGCAAAGCACGAGCAAAAUGAAAACACGACCCUAAUCGUCGAAGUGAUCAUUCAAUGACAUCUUAACUUCGUGUGAAAAAUAACUAAUCGAUUUCUCAUGGAAGAUGGCAUGUUAAAUGAGACUUAAUAGGAAAGUUCUCCGAUUGUACGGUUAUAAUUUAUUUUCAUCGCCUGUUAAAGAAUUCUCUUUUCUUAAUUCGUUACGCACGAAGUGUCAGGGCUGAAUCUUUACGCUUGAAAGAGGAUAAUAAGAUCUCAUUUCGUACGAAAGUAAAUUUAUCACGGAAUGUCUCCGUUCAACGGACGAUGAUAACACUUUACGUUUUCAAAAUAUUCCCAAGGAUUUCAAUAUAGUAAUCACUUAUUUGAAUCUUUGUGAAUCUUCUGAUCUUUCAAUAUCUUUCGAUAUCAUUUUUCCAAUGGAGGAAUCACGGGCAACGAAAACAAAUGAGCACGCACUUACUAUAUCCGAUUCUGUGUCUGAUACUAGUACAAGUAUGACACCAACAGCAUCAUUUUCAGGCAAACAGCAAUACGAUGCGAUUCCAAAGAAGUCGACUUAUUUGAGAGACAGAGAGAGGAUCAUUUAUCCAAGAAACACGAGGACCUUGCCGAAAAUAGUUGUAGCUGAUGGAACGCCAAUAGAUGAGAAAACUUGUAUGAUGUUGAGAACGUUAGUAUUUGGUAGUUGUGCUUGUCCACCGAAGGCAGAAUGGGCUAGAACUGGUUUGACGUUAAGACCUUACGGUCAGAAUUUAGCUUUUGGAUUAAGAGCACCUAGGAACACGACUAGAGGUCUCAUUACGGCCGUUCAAGCGAUCAUGUUGAAGAAUUUUUUAUUUAAGUGUAACGUGCAGGACAGUCGUAUUGGUCCCGAUAUCUUGCUGAAGCCUUCAUAUGACAGACAAGUGGAAGUCCUAUGUCUGGCGAUAUCUGAAAUAAUUUGGCGUUGCGCCGGUGGCUUCGUUGCACACAAUCAGAACAGCAGUUGCAUCGCAAGUAGCAACUUCGAUAUAAAAAGUGUCAGUGUGCCAAAGGCGAUAGUGGCAUUACCACAAAAGAUACCUUAUCUGCAACAUAGCGUGCAGUAUUUUCAGGAUGGUUUGACGGAAACGUUACAUUUAUUUGAGUUCAUCUCAAUAGAAGAUCUUCAAAUAUUCAUCAAAAGGUACUUAUACUUGUUUCAGGAUGAAGGAGGACCAGGAGCAAAGUUAUUGCUUUACAGUGCUGUUUUAUCCAGAGGUCUAGCGAAAGUUCAAAGCGACCUGGAAGAUCAGAAAGCUUCUAUACUAAGCGGAUGUCCUGAGGAGGGACCGAUCAGUGUUGUGGUCUUUAUGUUGACUGGGCGUGCGUCUCCUCAUCUUCAUAACGGAAUUAUUCAUAUUGGAGAUGAGAAUACUUAUGCUGUUCCACAAUGGGGUAUUCUCAUGAGAAGCGAAGUAGGUCUUCUAGUUCACGAGGGUGAUGGUCAAACGAGCAAGGUACCUGGCUCGCGACUGAAAACUCCCAGCUUACCGAUAUGGGUUACAUUAUGUCACGGUCAUCAUGGUGUUCUCUUUAAUACGAACAAGGAAUUAUUAAGGAAUUAUCAUGCAGAAAGAAGAUUCGAAGUGCAGUAUUUCGCUUGUGGUGGAAGUCACGCCACAUUGACCGUGGAUACGAGGACGAACGAGAGCGCAUCGGGUGUAGAAUCCACCAGCAAGGAAUCCGUCGACAUUGCUGCUACACCAUUGGAAAAACUUAUUCGUUCCAAAUGGCAGGAUGCACAAAUACAAUGGAACGGAGCACCAUUGAUGUAAGAUCACCACUUAUAAACAUAAAGUUAGUCUUGGCUUAAUUUGAGGUAAGUAAAUUUUGACUUGAAAUAUUAAUAUUUUCGUAUUAGGUUUUUGGAGAAACGACAACAUGGAAUCUAUUUCGUGAUGCCAAAAUUUGAAUAUGAUAGAUGGAAAUUAUACGAGAAGAAGAAAUUGUUGAAUUCUUCGCAGUAAGUUUAUUUUAUUAGAUCAUAUAAGGAAUUAUCAAUUAAAUUAUAUACUCAAUUGUAAGAACAGAAUAAUAAUGAUGACAUUGCAUUACAUUAGAAUAAUAUAACAAAUAUUACACUAAUUUCAGAGUUAUAAGAUUUAACGAAAUACAUGAUUAGGACUUUAUUUUACAACAGGAUUACCUGUGAAUGUAAUGAUAGUUGGUAUUAUAACGAUACUAUUAUACUCUAUUAGCACAUUAAUGUAACCUGUAUAUGUAUUUAAUAACAUAUUGUAACAUAGUAUUAGCAACUGUAUUUUGAUCUAUGUGUGUU